Messenger RNA from Branchiostoma belcheri (Belcher's lancelet), 741 nucleotides. Its product is annotated as pleckstrin homology domain-containing family F member 2-like. NCBI's taxonomy places the organism in Eukaryota, Metazoa, Chordata, Leptocardii, Amphioxiformes, Branchiostomatidae. Bases 115 to 543 code for a protein of 142 amino acids. The transcript is spliced from 3 exons. The record is from RefSeq and is a predicted model, not a curated record. Gene Ontology annotation, molecular function: phosphatidylinositol binding; metal ion binding.
CGCCACCCAGCGGUAAUCUAUGAAACUGCACCCUUUUGAUGACCGAGUGGUCUUCAGCAUGAUAUCAAACUACAACUCUGACAGGUGACUUGAAAAGAGAGUUUGGAAACUGUCAUGGGUCUUUGCCACGCUUCAUCAACAACUGGAGUAUCUGCUGCGAGACUGUCCGGAGAAAGCACGGUAGCGCCUGAGAAGCCCGGAGCCGGCCCGGGGACCCAGGAGGAGGCAGAAGGGAACCCGGCACAGGCGGGGCAGUAUGACUGGCAGCCGGAUGAGGAGGCAGCUGUGUGCCAGCGGUGUCUGCAGACAAAGUUCACGCUGUUAGAAAGAAGGCACCACUGCCGCAGCUGUGGCAGGGUGGUCUGUGGAGACUGCUCCAACCGGAAGGAGGUUGUCCAGCACAAGGCUGUGCGCGUCUGCCACAUCUGCGCCGAGAACCUGCAGAACAUCAGGCUUCCACCGGACAGCCGGGACAGCGACUCGGAGGAAGAGGAGGAAAAAGAGAGUUCUCCAAGUUUGCGGCAGUUUGGUUUGAUCGAUUGACAGUAACUAACUGUGAAACUGUACGUAUGUGUUAGCCGCUCAAAACUACAUCACAGAAACAAAACGCUUCUAGUGACAAAGUGACUGGAUUCUCUGUGAAUUAUGUCUUAUUUUAAACAAGAGCUUCUGGAAAACAGAAUGCAACAUGUAUCCGACUGCCGUCCGGAGGAAGGGACGGGGCGACUAGAGGACAGAGAA